This is a messenger RNA of Rana temporaria (common frog), 2341 nucleotides long. RefSeq names its product trypsin like peroxisomal matrix peptidase 1 (gene TYSND1). The record is from RefSeq and is a predicted model, not a curated record. Gene Ontology annotation, biological process: protein processing; regulation of fatty acid beta-oxidation. Gene Ontology annotation, molecular function: serine-type endopeptidase activity. The transcript has 4 exons. Gene Ontology annotation, cellular component: peroxisome. NCBI's taxonomy places the organism in Eukaryota, Metazoa, Chordata, Amphibia, Anura, Ranidae. The coding region runs from base 230 to 2002 and encodes 590 amino acids.
GGGAGGCUCAGCUGUUCCUAGCCUUACAGUCUAUUGGGUAGAAGACUUAUCCACUACAACACGUGCAUGGAGUGACAACUUCCUGGUCAUGCAGCUGUCAGUGAACUUUGAAUGUGUACUCUGUGCUGGAGAUGAAGACCGGUGCGGCUCUCCUGGGAUUAGAAGGACGGGUCUUAUGUAACAUGUAGGAUAAUUAGUGAUGUGAUCGGCCAUUGUCUCACACAUUAUAAUGAUGAGGUCUCACCUGCUGCUUGCAGAAUGCAGUGGCUGCGUUGUCACCACCUCUCAGCCAUCCCUUGGUGGAUCAGAUCCCAGAGAUGUCCCCUCUGAUGUGUAUAGAGGGACAAGUGACGAGCAUGGUCCUCCAGCUAGAAGUGAAGGUGAUGGGUGGUGGAGCUGCAGUGGGGUGAUCAUAGACCGGAGUGCAGGAAUUGUCAUCUGUCAGGCCGCUGUGUUUUUUCCUUUCUUUAAAGGAAAGGAUCUCCCAUUGUUUCCCUCUGAUGACACAGUGCUUUCAUCACAUGACUUCCCGCCAGAUUUAUCCAUACAGGUGGAAUGCCCAUUGGAACCCAAGCUAGACGAAGAACCCAGAACCCGCACUAACCCUCCGGAUCAGAGGUCAGGGCUCGGCCUAGUGCCCGUGUCAAAGCGGCAGAGCCAGCGAAUGCUGUGCCAGGCUGACCUUCUCAUGGUAGUCCCGUGCCCUGAAUUCCAAAUGGCGUUUUCCAGCUUAUUCAGGAGAGAAGACGGCUGGGUGUUUUCCAGUGAAGAUGAGAAAGAAUAUGGAGAAUUCCAGAAAGAUCUGGCAUACCUGCAUUGGUUUGCUGUUCUGAAGUUGCAGAGCCCACCUACCCAAGCUAAGAGCAGACUGGAUGUCAUGAGAUCCUCCGGUCUGGUAAAAGGCAGUACGGUGUUUGCAUGCGGCUCUCCGUUUGGCUCCUUCUACACCGACAUCUUCCUAAACACCGUUAGUAAAGGAGUCCUAAGCAACGUUGCUGGAGAUGGAAACGUCGUACUGCUUACUGAUGCCCGUUCUCUCCCGGGGUCAGAAGGAGGGGGCGUGUAUUUGUUGGAACGUGGGCGCUUGUAUUUGAUAGGAAUUAUUGUGGCACCUCUAUGCUGGAAGGCAAACGAAUGGGUAGGGUUGGCUUUGGCUUGUUCCAUUAGCCAUAUCAUUAAUAAUGUUAUUAAGGCACUUGGCAAGGCAGAUGUUGCUAUAAAACAUGAAUUGACAGCAUUGAAGAUGGGGAGAUGUAUUGUGGACAGACCCAAGAGAGGUGCAAGACCCUCAGAACACCUGAUGGCAGUUGCUGUUCUAGUAGAUUCGGGCCAAUCAUGGGGAUCGGGAGUUCUGCUAAACUCAAAACUGGUUCUGACGUGCCGACAUGUGGUGAGACAUUCAUCCAAAGUCUCUGUGAAGAUCCAGAGUGCUGUCAUGACAAGUGGAGAGCGUCAUGCUUUUGAAAGGUUUCAUCCUGUCAGAGGUGACGUGGUGUUUUCAACUCAGGAAUCCUCUCCCUAUGACAUUGCCAUCAUACAACUGGAAGAAGAAAUAUCUGGUAUACCUGAACCAGUUCUGGCGUCUGGCUACUGUGCAGGAGAGGAUGUCUGCAUUGUUGGAUUUGGGGCUCUGGGUGAACGCUGUGGCCCAUCUGUAACGUCGGGAGUCUUGUCAUCUGUCAUAUCUGUCGGUGAUGGCCCUGUCAUGUUACAGACAUCAUGUGCUGUUCAUGGAGGUUCCAGCGGAGGACCUUUGUUUGCGGUUCAGUCUGGAGAACUACUAGGAAUUGUUGCUAGUAACACAAGGGAUAACAAUACAGGGGCAACAUAUCCCCAUUUAAACUUCAGUAUCCCUGUUACCAUUCUUCAAGCAGCACUGGACAGAUAUGUGCAAUUUGGGGAUUUGCGGAGCUUCGGAGAGCUUAAUAAGGCUGGGCUUGCAGUGCGAGAUGUGUGGCGACUUCAGAGGUCUCCUGAAAAUGUUUUCAAGAGCAAGUUAUGAGUCUCUUGUAAGUACAUUUGGACUGCAUACAUGUAAUUAGUACCUUACUUUCACACGAUCCGUGCCGCAAAGGGGUUGUACAGAAAAAGGACAUUGUAUUCUGGACAGUGGCACAUGGUGCCGAUCAAGGAAAAUUUUCAAACAUGUUCCUUCAACAGAAGUGGACUUUUACUGAGCAGGGAUGGCCACACACUGAUCAAAAUUCAGCUGCCAAUCCUUGCACAAAAGUGAUUUGGCCUGCUUUAGGUAAGCCCAUGUGAGAAGGUCUGAUUAUAAGAUAAGAGCUUUACAUGUAAACCAAGAUCAUGGCAAAAAAAUAAAUACGUAUUUGAACAAUCA